UUAAAUAAUGUAAUAGCGGGAAGAAUAAUUUACGCUGUAUAAGUUGUUGAAUGUGGAACCAAAAGCAACUCAAAGUGAAAUUGUAUUUGAAUUAGUUCUAAAUUGUAGAGAAAAUCAUAUAGACAAUUGGCUUUGCAAUUACAUCCAGAUAAGAAUCAAGAUGAUGCUAAUGCUAAGGAGAAGUUCUAAAAGAUAUCUGAGGCCUAUCAGAUUCUUUCGAAUGAAGAGAAACGAAAAAUGUAUGAUGAAACUGGAAUGAUUGAGGGGAUGGAUGAAUUUAAAAAUGCCUAUGAAUUCUAUCGUAAUUUAUAUCCGAAGAUCAGCAAGGAGGAUAUCGAUAAAUAUGAAUUGAAGUACAGGUUCAGUAAGGAGGAGGAAAAAGACUUGAUUGAGUUUUAUAAUAAGUAAGGGUUUGUGAGCAAUAUAUCUUGUUAGAAAUUCUGGGAAUGUGAAGUGCAUACUUGAGAAUAUAAUACUGAGCAAAAACGAGGACAUCCCUCGCUUUUUGGAAUUCUACGAUAGAAUGAUCAAACAAAAGAAGAUCACGGAUUAUAAAAUAUUUUAGACCAGCAGAAACAAGAUCAAAACCUUGAGAGAGGACCCGUAGGCACAAUAGAUUGACAUGGAUUCAUUGACUAAGUAGAUAAGACAGAGGCCCAAGAAUACAUUUGAUUAGUUUAUCUAAUAGAUGGAGUAGAAGUAUCAGAAACCAAAGAAGGUUAAGACUUAAUAAAAAUGAUUAAU
This is a messenger RNA of Paramecium octaurelia, 744 nucleotides long. Lineage: Eukaryota; Ciliophora; Oligohymenophorea; Peniculida; Parameciidae. The record is from the annotation of a GenBank genome assembly.